UCUUGCCUGCCUGCCUGCCUGCCUGCCUGCCUGCCUGCCUGCCUUACAUCCAACAUGGCCCUCCCUCCACAGCGCCUCUGUGGCCACUGCCUCUACUUUAACUUCUCUUCCCUUCCGUCUUCCUGAACUAAUUGCUUGCUUGCAUGACAUCGAGGAUAGUCUCUAUGACAUGAUGCCUUUCAUGGAAGCCACAGGUGGCUCAAACGCUAACAGUCCCUCUACCCCCCACGACUCUGCUUCUGGACUGUUGCUAGAUGGCACACGAGGAGCACUGAGACACCUUCUUGACCAAGUUCAAGACCAGCUUCCGGCCGAAUCCCUGGCUCAUAUUAACAAUGUCAAGUUCUCUGCCACGAACACGGAAAGCCCCUACUUCCCGAGCCCUUUGAAGCAGACAGAAGCAAUAUCCGCCCUGAAGGCGGUUGAAGCUGGCCUGGCUGCUUCCAUAGCAGACCUUGGAACCAAUGACACGCAAAGAAGCAUCGAAGUUGAUCUUGAACGAGCUUCUGCCUACCUAUUUUCUACCUACCUCACAACUGUGGGGGGCAUGGACAAAAGUCACCCAAAAGUAAAGAAGCUAUUGAAGGAUACCGACUUGCUUCAAGCGCAAUCUAUACUUUACCGCAGAUUAUCAGCAAAUUUGUACGAAACCAGGAUUCCGGGAGAAUAUUUUCAUCUUCACGGCUCACUCGAAGCCACCAAAGCUCUUAACAUGAUUGGUCUUGAAGGUCAUCGGCCUGAUCUGACCGAUUACCAUCAGUGUAUAAAGGUCAUUGAAGACCAUGUCAAGAAAUAUACCGCUGAUGAGCUUGAAGAAAUGAACUGGAAAAUCAAACAAGCUGGUGUCACCUGCUUGAAAUGGGAAGACUUUCAGUUGACACAGCAUGGAUACGAAUUGGUACAACAACCGCCUUGGAAUGUCGAGCCGCUGGAAACUUGCUCGCCGCCUGUGCCUUUUCCUUUCAAGAAAUCAAGUGCGCCGAAGCCGCAAAUACUCUCAGGCAUCCGUGUAGUCGAACUCUGUCGAAUCAUUGCCGGGCCUGCCAUAACGAAAUCGUUGGCGGAGUAUGGUGCCGAAGUGAUCAAGAUUACUUCCCCCAACCUCUCCGAUGUUCCUUUCUUCCAAGUGGAAGGAAAUCUAGGAAAACACGCCGCAGAAUUGAAUCUUCGUGAAGAGAGGGAUCGGAAGCAAUUUGAGGAAUUGCUACAAACUGCAGACGUUAUACUGGAUGGAUACCGUCCUGGCAGCUUGAAACGCCUUGGCUAUGGACCCGCACAGAUUCUGAGUCUCAUCAAACAUCGCAAACGUGGCAUUGUGUACGUUGCCGAGGAUUGCUUUGGUCACACUGGACCCUGGAGCUCACGCCCGGGAUGGCAACAGAUUGCAGACUGUGUCACAGGUGUCGCUUGGGCCCAAGGUCUUGGAAUGGGUCUGAACGAGCCUGUAGUCCCGCCGUUUCCCAUGAGCGACUAUGGAACUGGAUGCAUGGGAACUAUAGCAGCACUGACAGGUUUAUACAAGAGGGCGAAAUAUGGUGGGAGCUACCUGGGAACGACAUCUCUUUGCCAGUACGACAUAUACCUGUUGCAGCUCGGACUUUACGACGAUUCAAUUAUGCAGCAGUUGAAGGAACAGCACGACAAUCAUUUCUUUGAGUUACGACACAAUGAUUCGGUGGAUGAAGUGGGGAAACGCGCACUCAAAUCGAUGCGAAGAACGCACCCCGAACUUUUCGAGGACCGACACAUGCACGAGUGUUUUAGUCGUGGGUUCAACGCCAAAGUACGAACAGUCAAGCCUGUAAUAAGCGUAGAAGGCACUUGGAACGGGUUCCUGAGAAGCUCUCGGCCAAACGGGUUCGAUGAGCCAACAUGGGAGAAUUGGGAGGUGGACGAGGACAUGCUCACGAUGUGAUACCGAUACCCAGCAUAGAUUUGCAGAUUCUAUCUCGUUAUUUGCGAGCAUCCAUUGAAAGGGCGUACAGCAUAGCGAAUUCGGUUGAUGGACCAAUACACCUUGCUUUAUCCAUCAUGCAUUGUUGCCCUCAAAGCUUCCAACUACUUCUCGCAUUUUCUCCUUCUCCUUGCACUACUUUCAUCGCACUAUAUCACACGCACAGGAAUAUCGUAACAUCGCAACCAGUGCAACUUCCGAUGGCCGUCAGUCUGUCGCCACAUAUCCCCUGCUCGCGGCCUCAUCACGCAACAUCCUCAUGGUCUACUGACUCGGCUUU
Molecule: messenger RNA, 2234 nt
Organism: Periconia digitata
Lineage: Eukaryota; Fungi; Ascomycota; Dothideomycetes; Pleosporales; Periconiaceae
Source: the annotation of a GenBank genome assembly